Molecule: messenger RNA, 2276 nt
Organism: Peromyscus eremicus (cactus mouse)
Lineage: Eukaryota; Metazoa; Chordata; Mammalia; Rodentia; Cricetidae
Gene: Acss3
Product: acyl-CoA synthetase short chain family member 3
Exons: 18
Coding region: 1-2166 (721 amino acids)
Source: RefSeq, a predicted model, not a curated record
AUGCUGCCAUCCAAAUAUGGCAUUGCCAUUGCAACCAAGAAGAUCCAGCAGCUGUGUAUAUUUAAAAAGGUUGGGCCUUCAACUUCCCAUGAUGGACAGACAGAUGAGGCCCUGCUGAUUCCUCAGAAGCUGACACUCCACUCAGGCAUGAAUAAUCAAAGGGGUAAACUGAAUGUUGAUAUAAAUAUGCAAGUGUUUUUGAUGAAACGUGAUAUAAUAGGAGCCCUCAGGCCAGGUUGUAGCAGUGACUGGCUUCAACCGCAGAGUUGGGAACGCAAAGACUGUGAAGAUCUCGGUUUGGAACUGGAAACCAUCUCUUCUGUUCUUACACAGUUAAUGAAAGCGAAUUCCAUAGCCCAACUCCAGGUUAACGAUGCCAAUAAUAAUGAGAGGAUGAAUGUGGGGAGAGGAGAGUUUGUGGAAGGGAUGCUUAAUAUUUGUUACAAUGCUAUUGAUCGGCACAUUGAAAAUGGCCAAGGGGAUAAGAUUGCCAUCAUCUAUGACAGUCCUGUUACAAACACCAAAGCAACUAUCACCUAUAAGGAAGUCUUGGAGCAGGUCUCUAAGCUGGCUGGUGUCUUGGUCAAGCAGGGUGUCAAGAAAGGUGACACUGUGGUCAUCUAUAUGCCCAUGAUCCCACAAGCAAUAUAUACCAUGCUGGCGUGUGCAAGGAUAGGAGCCAUCCACAGCCUCAUAUUUGGAGGGUUUGCAUCCAAAGAACUAAGUACCCGCAUUGAUCAUGCAAAGCCCAAGGUGGUUGUUACAGCAUCCUUCGGUAUUGAACCCGGAAGGAAGGUAGAGUACAUCCCGCUCUUAGAAGAAGCUCUGAGAAUGGGACAACACAGACCAGACAGAGUUCUCAUCUACAAUCGUCCAAAUAUGGAGAAAGUUCCUUUGAUGCCAGAUCGUGAUCUGGAUUGGGAAGAAGAAAUGGCAAAAGCCCAGUCACAUGACUGUGUGCCUGUUCUCUCAGAGCACCCGUUGUACAUUCUCUACACAUCUGGAACAACAGGGCUGCCUAAGGGUGUGGUUAGACCCACGGGGGGAUAUGCUGUAAUGCUGAACUGGACGAUGUCUUCCAUAUAUGGCCUCAAACCCGGAGAGGUAUGGUGGGCAGCUUCUGAUUUAGGCUGGGUGGUCGGACAUUCCUAUAUUUGCUAUGGGCCUCUUCUACAUGGAAACACAACGGUUUUAUAUGAGGGAAAGCCCGUGGGAACACCAGAUGCCGGCGCGUAUUUCCGUGUGCUUGCAGAGCAUGGAGUGGCUGCCUUGUUUACAGCACCAACUGCAAUUAGAGCAAUCCGUCAGCAGGACCCUGGGGCAGCCUUGGGGAAGCAGUACUCUUUGACAAGGUUCAAGACACUGUUUGUGGCUGGGGAAAGGUGUGAUGUGGAAACCCUAGAAUGGUCCAAAAAGGUCUUCAGAGUCCCCGUUCUAGACCAUUGGUGGCAAACAGAGACUGGAUCCCCAAUAACAGCAUCAUGUAUUGGAUUGGGUAACUCCAAAACACCUCCACCAGGGCAAGCAGGAAAAUGUGUUCCAGGAUACAAUGUUAUGAUUUUGGAUGACAACAUGCAAAAACUGAAGGCUCGAAGCUUGGGAAAUAUUGUGGUAAAGUUGCCAUUACCACCUGGGGCUUUCUCGGGACUCUGGAAGAAUCAGGAAGCUUUCAAGCAUUUAUACUUUGAGAAAUUUCCUGGAUACUAUGACACUAUGGAUGCAGGCUACAUGGAUGAGGAAGGAUACCUAUAUGUUAUGUCUCGGGUGGAUGAUGUAAUAAAUGUUGCAGGCCACAGGAUUUCUGCAGGUGCUAUUGAAGAGUCAGUCCUUUCCCAUGGCACUGUGGCUGACUGUGCUGUGGUUGGCAAGGAAGACCCUUUGAAAGGUCACGUUCCCUUAGCACUCUGCGUGUUAAAAAAAGAUAUAAAUGCAACAGAAGAACAAGUUUUGGAAGAAAUUGUGAAACAUGUUAGGCAGAGCAUUGGCCCCGUGGCUGCUUUUCGAAAUGCAGUUUUUGUCAAACAGUUACCCAAAACGAGGUCUGGCAAAAUUCCACGGUCUACACUGUCUGCCUUGGUCAAUGGCAAGCCAUAUAAGGUAACUCCUACUAUUGAGGACCCCAGCAUUUUUGGUCACAUAGAAGAAGUGCUGAGACAGGCCUUGUGAUUUUUAUUUACUAUCUCCAGUCAGUCUGUCUUAAUUUUCUAGCUGGAUUUAAGUUGCUUGUUUUCUAUAAAGAAGCAGCUGAAAAGAAUUCCUUCUCAACUUAAAUGUGA